CAUGAAAGAACCGCUAUUAAGUUUAGUGCUCCCACUACUUGUCAUAUUGGAUUGGAGCCAGGGGAAGGUUUUUAAAAUCAGCAAGAUGGAGUGCCGAUCUCUGGAUCCAACUUUUACGUACUUUAAAACUUGUAAAGUGGUUCACAGGGAAAAUGGUCGAGCUGCUCUCUAUGUUAGCGAGGUGUUUCUCUAUGAAAAUCCAAUUGAUGAUAUCGUUCUAAACCUGGGAGUUUUUAAAAUAGCUAAAAAUCGUCGUUUUCAGUUCCUGAAUGAGACUUUGGACUACUGUCUUUUUAGUCGGCAGUAUUUGGCCAGUGGAUUUUUCGGAUUCCUAAUGACUCCACUCUUGAAAAUCUCAAAUGUGAAUGCCACAUGUCCGCUUCAGCAAAAUAUAAGUUUCAAUGGCUUUCCUGUUGAUGAAAACACAAUAAAGGAGAUUCCAAUUCCAAAUGGUGUUUAUAUGUUCCACUUGCGAGCAUCCAUGAUGAAAAAAUGGAGGACAGACGUGAAAGUCUAUGCUACUCGAGUUAAUAAGUAUACUGAAUAACUGUUGAAUUUGUUUAUAUUUUAGUUCCAUCCUUUAGAGGGGUACUGUAUUUCCUACAUUGUAACUACAUUCUAAAAGUAUUAAAUAUUUGACACAGCAUUGUAAAAUAUACACUAAAAUUACAUUAAAUGUAAUAUACAUUUGACAAAGCAUGUACCAAAUGCAUCCACAUCUUUACAAAAGGCGCCACUGUGAAAAAUUGUUAUCAAACAAAAUCUAAUCCCUGCUGCAAUAAAAUACAACUCUUAAU
Drosophila yakuba is the source of this 797-nucleotide messenger RNA. RefSeq lists its product as uncharacterized. The record is from RefSeq and is a predicted model, not a curated record. Lineage: Eukaryota; Metazoa; Arthropoda; Insecta; Diptera; Drosophilidae. The coding region runs from base 2 to 547 and encodes 181 amino acids. The transcript has 3 exons.